This is a messenger RNA of Linum trigynum, 2337 nucleotides long. Lineage: Eukaryota; Viridiplantae; Streptophyta; Magnoliopsida; Malpighiales; Linaceae. The record is from the annotation of a GenBank genome assembly.
CGAAUAAUAAAACUAAAGGUUUAUCGACGCCCAAGUCGUUCUCCCGUUCGUGAGUUACGAGCAAACCCUUGGAACGUGGGUUACGUUCCCAUCAGGAGGUCAGCUUGCAGAGGCGACGACCGACAAAGCAGAAGCAGGGGCGACGGAGCAGGCAACACCUUCUUUCUUUCUUUCUUUCUUCUUCUUCUUCUUCUUCUUCGUCUUCUUCUUCGAUUUAAGCGGCCACGGAUUUGGAUUGGGAUGAGGAAGGGGAUAGAGAUUGUUUGGUUAUGGUUUAGAAUUGAAAUUGGAUUGAGGGGUAAAUAUGUCGAUUUGUUGCAUUUUAGGGUGAUAAAAUUUGAAUUUUAGGGUGACGAAUAGCGAUUAAAAGAUUGAAAUUGGGCUACAGUGAAAAAAAAACCAUUUAAAUUCACCACCAGAUGAAUCCGUAUAGGAGAAGGAAAGCCCGCGCUUUAUUAUAAGACUUUCUAUCAAUUUAAGUUUUCUUUACUCCGUUGUUCCUCAUUUCAAACUCGCCGCUGGUCUUCCUACUAUUUACUGCCAUGGCGACGGAGAGCCGCGCUCCCAUGGACUUGACACGAAUCAAUGGCGUCCUUCCUUUUUGGGGAAGGAAAAGACGACGACCAAGUUUUCCCUAUGAACCCUAUCAGGAUUCUCCUUUCAACAAGCUCUGGGACGGUCUCGUCGUCGAGAUUCUUAUCCGCCUCCCAAACCCUAAAUCCGCCGUCCAAUGCAAAUCCGUGUGCAGUUGGUGGGCAGUCCUAAUCUCCUCUCGUUCCUUCACCGCCCGAUUCGUCUCCCACCACGAAACCACUGUCCUCGGCGGCGGCGGCAACGGAGAACCGCCGCUGAUUCUCCCAGGCAAUCCUCAACCGGUCCUAAAUUUCCUCCCGGCGCCGGACGAAAUCCGGAGGAAGCUCCGGGUUCUCUACUCGUCUCACGACCUGAUUCUCUGCGGGACGGAGGAGAAGGUGAGGAAUUCCGAAAUGGGGAGAACGUUCGUCGUCUGCAAUCCCUUCACGAAGCAGUGGGUCGCCCUCCCUCUGGCCCCCGAGAGGAAAACCAGGUACGAACGAUCGAUUGUCAGAUUAGUCUUCGGACCCGGGAAGUUUUGUACGAAUUUGAACCAAGGAUUCAUGGUAGUUUGUAUGUAUGUGGACGGGAUUGAUCUAGCGGCGGACUUCUUUUGUUCUGCCUCUGGGAAAUGGUCUCGAGACGGGAUGGCUUUCAACUGGAGCACCGGACGGUUUCCGGCCCGUAAUGUAGCUUCAUGUAAGGGCAAGUUGUACUGGAGGAACAUGAAUCGGCAAGUUGUUGUCUUCAAUCCUCUCCGUCAGUGUUCCUUGCUUGUUCUUGAUAUCUCGAGGUUCUUCGUCGAGCGACUGAUGUACUGUGACGUCUGGGCGUCACAGGGGGUUCUGCACUUGAUCAUAAUCGAGCAUCAGGGAACUGUUCGAUCGAAUGACGUCUUGUGUGUUUGGAGACUGGAUGCAGGAGGUGUUGAGGAAUGGAGGAGGCUAUACAGGGUGUCAUUGAAGGAUAUGUUGAGUGAGGUUCAGGGCAUGGAGAUGAAACGUGUGCUGGGUAUGCAUCCAAACAAACCGGAAAUCGUCUUCCUAGAGUUCGUGCACAUCGAUGGGAAUUCUCGUGUCUUGUCCUGCGAUUUGCAGAAGCAGGAGCUGCAGUUCUUCACUGAAUAUCGGUCGUCGUCACUGGAUUUCCUUCACUGGAACGUGUUUCAGCCGAUCCUUCGUUGGCCUACCCAAAUACCGAGUUACGAGGAUUUGAGAGGUGGGUAUGAUGGAAGCAGCAGUUUUUGGGUCCAGAAGAGCAACAAAUCAACUGCGGCGCGUUCAGAGGUAGGCAGUUUUCUACAAAGACUGCAACUUUAGAGUUUACUAGGUAGCCUUGGAUCUUCAGAUGGGAAAGAGAAGGAGAUAGUUUCUAGAGGUUGUUUGGAAGUUAUGGUUUGCUUCCUCUGGCAGGAACUCGUUUCCCAGGAAGUUAAAUAGUUAUGUUGCUAGAUAGGUAAUUACCAAGUCUACUUCCAUUGUUGGACUGUAGAUACCAUUUGGAAUUUUGGAUAUAUGUACGGUCCUGUAACUUCACAUUCAAAGAUUAAAAGUAGAUUGAUCUUUUCGCCUAGUUAAAACUGAACAAUGUGGGGUACAAAGUACAAACUCGUCGUCCUCAAAGUUUAGUUUCUCAUUUCCCUUCAUAUCUGUCUAGUUGUCGUGUGUGAGGCACCGUUCUGCUUAAAAUCGGACCAAAUUGAUAUAUAACGUACAGAUGAACCAUACUAUAUGAAUGUGUUUUGCAUAAAGAACCAACUCUUCG